GUGAAGGCAGCAUUAAUUGCGGUAACCUGUCUCCACAGAGGCGUCUCACCUCAUUCCGGAGAGACGCCGCCGCUCGGCUGGCUCGGCUGCUUCCUCUGAGUUUCCAGUGAAGAAUAUCGGAGUGUUUUUUUUGAGGCAUCAUUCUGAGACAAGAGUUUCACUCCAGCUUCAGUUAUUUCUCUGCUUGAAGACCUCUUAGUCUUAAAGAUGAGCAGUUUAAUGGCGUGUAAGGAGCCGUUUGUUGUUCCAGACAGAGGCAUUUCUGAACCUGUUGAGGACACGGACACCACCAGCUUUGUGGCAGAGUUUUCCUUGGAGGCCAAUUAUCCUGUCCAAGUCACAGAUCCCCACGAUGCUGUGACACUACAUCUUAGCUCCAUGGCCUCUGGGUACCUGCACCCCUCCUCUCAAGACAAGAUCAGACAGCCAGUUGAAGAUGUGGAGGACUGCACUUGCCCAACAUCUACUUCACCAGACUGUCCCAAACAACUGCAGAUUCUCGCCAGCCCUUGUGAAAAAUGCUGCUGCCCGGCGCCCCCACCCAAGAUCAGCGACCUCAUGAACGACAAAGACCUACUGGACUCGCUGCGGCUGAAGCUGGACCCAAACCACUGCACCAUCAAAAACUGGAAGAACUUUGCGAGCCGCUGGGGAAUGAGCUAUGACGAACUCACCCUGCUGGAGCAUCGGACCCAGGGCUCCUUGUCUCACAGCCCCACCCAGGAGUUCCUGUUGCGCUACAACCAGAAGACGGUCACCGAGCUCACCGAACUGUGCCGCAUCUAUCAGCGCAUCGACGUGCUGCGGCUGCUGCAAAGCUGGAUAGAAAAGGACUGGCCGUCACGUUGGCAGCAGACUCACUAAUAAGUUGAAGAAUAUAUAUUUAUCUGUUUGUUUCCUCUCCCAGGGUGUACAUGUUUUGGAUUUCUUCUCUUUUAUAUUUUUUGGAUCCAAGCUACAGGUGUGUUUUGCUUUUGUUUUUUUUGUUUAGGCAAAUACUUAGAAAACGAACCUUUGAAAAGAAAACAGGUAAUGAACAGAAAAAGGAAGAAGAGUGUCAGUCUUCUGGUCAGUAACGCUGAUUACAAUAAAUACGUGACUGAAACGUGGAACACAGAUGUAUAGGUAACAGAAUGAUUCAUAUCCUUCAGCUCUCCACCUGUGAUGUCAGUGCUUUUGUAGAGCUGUCUGACGGUUCACAUCUCUUCCAAUAUAAAGUCAGAACAAACACAUGAUGCAUCUCCUCAAAAGUGCUGUUGUGUAGUUGAAGACAACAAUAAAUGAGAUGUUGUGUUCACUUGAUUUGUAUCACAGCACUUGCUUUAACCAUAACGCAGCCAAUUCACUUAAUUUCAAAAAUACUGUUUGUGUCCCAAAGAGAAACUAAAUGUUGCCGUUAC
Poecilia latipinna (sailfin molly) is the source of this 1400-nucleotide messenger RNA. It is a transcript of the gene edaradd, whose product is annotated as EDAR-associated death domain. Lineage: Eukaryota; Metazoa; Chordata; Actinopteri; Cyprinodontiformes; Poeciliidae. The record is from RefSeq and is a predicted model, not a curated record. Bases 208 to 864 code for a protein of 218 amino acids. Gene Ontology annotation, molecular function: protein binding. Gene Ontology annotation, biological process: signal transduction. The transcript is spliced from 6 exons.